GAAGGAAGUUGACGCUCAUUUUCCCCUCUGUGAGUGUUCAUAAAAGUGCAAGUUGUGGUGAGCCGACAGAAUACGCAUCAGACUCUCAAGAGAAGAUGAGGUGUGUUUCUGUGACUCUUCUGCUGUGUCUGGCUACGAUGCUGCUCGAUCAAGUCAACUGCCAAUUGAGUGGUGGGUCAACUUGCCCUUGUCUCAAGACAACAGAUCGGGUUUACCGCAAGGAAGAUAUGGAAGGUUAUAUUAAACAAGAAGCAGGCGUCUGCCUAGUUGAUGCUGUUUUAUUUAAAGCAAUCAAUGGUCGUUUCAUUUGUGGCAAUCCACAAAAGCUUUGGGUGAAAAGAGCUGUGGAGUUUUUGGAUAAGAAGAAGAAGCCGGCAGUUAAAACAACAGUGCGUCCCUUAAACUCUGCACCAACAUCGACAAUGAACAACACAUCACAUACAACAGGAUGAACUAUGACUACUUUACCUGAGCUUUGCAAAUUUGUCAAAAUAUGUCGGUAAUUUUUGUAUUCGAUUUUAUUUUAUCAACACCUGAUUAAUUAAAAACUACUGCAUAAAAUAUAUUGCAGUGCUACGCAUUAUUUAGUUUUUUAUUCUGCUCAAUAGGACUUUUUAAGUAUCAUUAUAAUAUUAUUAUCAUUUGUAUUCAUAUUUUAAAUUAAUAAAAAAAAAAUCAUUUUCAUUUUUGUUAACAUUUGAA
Molecule: messenger RNA, 702 nt
Organism: Carassius gibelio (silver crucian carp)
Lineage: Eukaryota; Metazoa; Chordata; Actinopteri; Cypriniformes; Cyprinidae
Gene: cxcl32b.1
Product: chemokine (C-X-C motif) ligand 32b, duplicate 1
Exons: 3
Coding region: 96-452 (118 amino acids)
Biological process (GO): immune response; monocyte chemotaxis; positive regulation of GTPase activity
Cellular component (GO): extracellular region
Molecular function (GO): chemokine activity; CCR chemokine receptor binding
Source: RefSeq, a predicted model, not a curated record